Carassius carassius (crucian carp) is the source of this 1145-nucleotide messenger RNA. Its product is annotated as guanylyl cyclase-activating protein 1-like. The record is from RefSeq and is a predicted model, not a curated record. Gene Ontology annotation, molecular function: calcium ion binding; calcium sensitive guanylate cyclase activator activity. NCBI's taxonomy places the organism in Eukaryota, Metazoa, Chordata, Actinopteri, Cypriniformes, Cyprinidae. The coding region runs from base 280 to 849 and encodes 189 amino acids. The transcript has 4 exons.
CCCCAAUCUCACAUGCAAUUACCAAUGGCCAUCCUUAAGCGUCACAUACACAGUGAGCCGGAUUAGUCGCAGUUAAUAUCAAUAAGAUAAAGUUAGUGAGGUGUGUCUGAUCCCAGGCCAGUACAAAAGCCUCCCGAGGGUGCCCACCUCUCUCUUAGGUCCCAGCGUCGUGUGUCUGUGAGAAGCGAAACGCUCGCCUGCACAGCAGACCAGUUGGGCUUCCUGACAGAUUAGCUCCUGUCUUGCUCGCCAAAAAAAAAAUCAGUUCUCAGUUGAGCGAUGGGGAAUUCAACGGGCUGCACCGUGGACGACCUGCAGGCUGUUGAAAUGCAUCUGUGGUAUAAGAAGUUCAUGACUGAGUGUCCAUCUGGUCAGCUCACGCUGCAUGAGUUCAAACAGUUCUUCGGCCUCAGAGGUCUGGAUCAUGAGGCCAAUGCCUACAUCGAGCAGAUGUUCCGCACUUUUGACAUGAACAAGGACGGUUAUAUAGACUUCAUGGAGUAUGUGGCCGCUCUCAGUCUUGUAAUGAGAGGCAAGAUGGAGCACAAACUGCGCUGGUAUUUCAGACUUUAUGAUGUUGAUGGCAACGGCUGCAUAGACAGACACGAGCUCCUCAAUAUUAUAAAGGCCAUCCGUGCCAUCAAUGGAAGUGAGUCGCAGGAAUCGAGUGCUGAGGAGUUCACAAACCGAGUGUUUGAUAGGAUCGACAUCAAUGGAGACGGGGAGCUGUCACUGGAGGAGUUUGUAGCAGGGGCACGUAGUGAUGAAGAAUUUAUGGAGGUGAUGAUGAAGAGUUUAGACCUUUCACACAUUGUGGCCAUGAUUCAUAACCGGAGACACAGCGUCUAAGAGACAGUCCACAUUCAUAUAUUCCAUGUACGGAUCUCCCUUAGAGUCAGAAAACAAGAGCAAAAACUCAACGGUCUAACUCUGAAAGCACUUUAAAGUACAGUCACUUCAAACAGAACUAAAGGGGCCAAGAAACAAGAAACUAAACUGGUGUGGGACGUCCCACAUCUAAUAAACUGACUGUUUCCCAAAAACAGCCUUCUUGCCAAGCAGAAAGAGGCUUCAUGGGAAAAGAAUCAGUAUGAUGUGAACAUCCAUUUAUAGUUUUUUUUUGUAACAUUAACAAAAAAAAAAGA